AUGCAAGGGCCUCUAUCGCUAGGCAGCGGUUUAAGCGCAGUGCUUGUGGCAUAUUUGCAGAGCAAGCGAGGGCCCCAUGCGGGUAUGCCACGUCUCUGGCUUUCUAGUGGCUGCCUCAUUGGUGCCGUUGUGCCCUUCACUGUGAUUAAGAUGUUGACGCUUAACAACAAGCUCGUGGACUCCAAGAGCUGCGUGCAUCGUGGUCAGUCGUGGAUGCGGAUCAUGUUAAGGAGGUGGGGCAAACUUCAUUCAGUGCGCGCAGGGGCCAGCGUAUUGGCGUAUACGGGAAUGUUGGUUGCUAUGGCGUGUGGGGGAGAUCGAACAUCGAAUGAUUCGUCGCAAAAUUUGAUCAACGCAACUUCGGGAAAGGGCAAAAGUUGCUGGGACUCGGUGGCUUCUUCGUUUUCUCAAAUUUACGAACUUCAUUUAGCCUCAGUGGUGGAAAUCCCUAAAAACGAAAGCGUGUUCAGUUUUCAUUUGGCUAAAGAACGCAAACACCGAAUAUGUGCCCACGACGCCCACACUUAUAUCAGCAAGCUAAUCCAACAAUGUUGUAUCCAAUUAUUUGUGGAUGCACCAGCUCAACUGCAUCGUGCACUGGUUAAUUUUAAUCAAUGGCUAGCUGAAAAGCUACAGGACACGCAAUCUGGAAGUGAUCAAGGACCAGAGCAAAACAAAGUUCUAUCGCUGUCUCUGGAAGAGCCACACGAUCAAACACAAUCACUGGAUGUAGCUGUCACUGCCGUAAGCUCAAGCCCGACUCAGUCAAUAAAAACGAAUUGCAAGCUCAACAUGGUUCGAUGCAAUAGUCUUCAGCAUAUUGAUGUGAAUUUUCAGACGCAAGCGAAAGAUUUGGAAGAAAAUUUGAAAAUGCAUUUUCGGUCAUUUGAAUUGCAGAAAUCGCUCGAGCGGCAGCAAGAGGUGCGCUCGCUACAAUCUCGAUGCCAUGUCACAGAAAAUCAAGACUUAGGCUCGUACAAUCAAAACUUGUUUGGCCCGAGAUUACCGCAUGCAAUGCAAACUGCAGACGAAGUGAGCUCUCCGCGAAAACGCCGUCAAAGUGCACUUGCAAAUGUGCCUGAUUUCGGCAUGAACGAAAAAAGUGCUGCGAAUUAUAGCUCAAAAAGCUCAGAAGACGUAACCGAUUUUGAAGAGGACGGCGUUGAUGGAGUUGAUUAUCGGAAUCAAAACAUUCGAUUGCACAGACAAAAACCUUCGGAAGAUACUCGGUAUUCGCAAUCCCCCGAUUUUGUAGGCAAAUCGUUCCCUGAAUGCGACAACGGUGACUAUCAACAUCUUCUCGAGUUGCAAGGAAACGAAGAAAACAACAGGAGGUGGUACCAACAAGCUUUGCAUUCGCUUAAUGUAAAUCGUGAGCAACGUCGACUACUGCUCAAAAGCAGGACUAAAACUGCUAAUAGACCUAUCACCAGUUUCUCCUCGUAUCUUGUAAAAGAAGCGACGUACGAUGCUCACGAGUUCUUGCGACUUGUUUCUUUUCGAGAGUCCAAUAAAGACGGCGAGGACUUGACAUGGUAUCGCCGAGCAUUGCAACAUCUCAAGAACGAGCGUAUCCAUUGUGAGGGCUCUCGCGACCGCGACUCGGUAGCCUCUACCGUUUCUAUUGUUGACUAA
This is a messenger RNA of Plasmopara halstedii, 1635 nucleotides long. RefSeq names its product Protein of unknown function DUF1772. Bases 1 to 1635 code for a protein of 544 amino acids. The record is from RefSeq and is a predicted model, not a curated record. Lineage: Eukaryota; Oomycota; Peronosporomycetes; Peronosporales; Peronosporaceae. The transcript is spliced from 3 exons.